AUGGAAAGGGCCCUUUCAGAGCCUCCCGACAGUGUUGCAACUAAACCCCAAAGGUGUCUCCUCACCAGGUCGAUAGAAUUUAGCUCGAUUCGCAAAUAUUUGACGAUGAGCUCAUCCGGCGGAUCGAGCGGGAACACGAGCUCGUCCGACAAGCAAAAGGAGAAGGCCAGAUUGAGCAGGACUUCGCACAUCUUAUGGCAUGCUCAUCACAAUAACGCUUCCGCUCUACGAAAGCUUCUCCAGGAGGAUGCAUCUUUGGUCAAUGCCAGGGACUACGACAACCGUACGCCUCUCCACGUCGCUUCACUCUAUGGCUGGAUCGAAAUCGCCAAGUGCCUCCUCGAGUAUGGCGCCGAUGUCAACUCCCAAGAUCGAUGGAGGAAUACGCCUCUAGCUGAUGCAGAAGGAGCUAAGAAACAUAGAAUGAUCGAGCUAUUGAAAUCAUAUGGCGGAUUAUCUUACGGCCAAAAGGGAAGCCACUUUGAGCCAAGGCCAGUUCCACCCCCUCUACCAAACAAGUGUGACUGGGAAAUUGACCCUUCUGAGCUGGACUUCUCAUAUUCAAAUAUCAUAGGGAAGGGGUCAUUUGGUGAGAUUUUAAAGGCCACUUGGCGAGGAACACCUGUAGCUGUCAAGCGCAUUCUUCCAUCACUUUCAGAUGACAGACUGGUGAUACAGGAUUUCCGGCAUGAAGUGAAUUUGCUCGUAAAGCUCCGCCAUCCUAAUAUAGUCCAAUUCCUCGGAGCUGUCACUGAGAAGAAGCCUCUUAUGUUAAUUACUGAGUAUUUAAGAGGGGGUGAUCUUCAUGAGUAUCUCAAGUUAAAGAAUGGGUUAAAUUCAUCAGCAGCCGUCAACUUCGCGAUGGACAUUGCUAGGGGUAUGGCUUAUCUUCACAAUGAGCCAAAUGUCAUAAUUCAUCGAGACCUAAAACCAAGGAACGUGCUUCUGGUAAACUCUAGCGCAGAUCAUUUGAAAGUUGGAGACUUUGGCCUGAGCAAGCUCAUCAAGGUUCGAAAUUCUCAUGAUGUCUACAAAAUGACAGGCGAGACCGGGAGUUAUCGUUAUAUGGCUCCUGAAGUUUUCAAGCACCGGAAAUAUGAUAAAAAGGUUGAUGUUUUCUCUUUUGCAAUGAUACUUUACGAGAUGAUUGAAGGAGAACCACCAUUUUCAAAUCACGAGCCUUAUGAAGCAGCUAAGUUUGUUGCAGAUGGACACCGGCCUAAUUUCCGCUCAAAGUCAUUCGUCUCUGAAUUGAGAGACUUAACAAGUGCGUGCUGGGCUCCUGACAUGAACCAGAGACCAUCCUUCUUGGAUAUUCUCAAGAGGCUUGAAAAGGGCAAGGAAAAUGGAGCCAACGAUCAAUCUUGGCAGACGAGGGAGUCAGAAUUCAAGGGUUUUCACAUGUAUUUCUCAUUCUCUAUUCUAACAUUUAGGGUUUUGUUUAUUUCUAUUUUGUCUGAAAAUAUUGAAAGUAAAGCAACUGCAAGAUCGUCUUCUAAAGUUGUUGAAUUCCGUGUUGAUAGUAUUUCAUGUGCUGGUAGAGCCGGUGAUGGAAAUAUAGAUUUUAGUUAUUGUAACAAGGAUUUAGACUGUAAUAAUUCAUCUCAUAGUUCAGUGUCAGUUUGUAGUUUAGGAUCCGAAAAGGUGCCCUCUUCCCAGAAGCUAGACUUGUCAUUUCCUUCUAUGAAGGAUGGAGGUUCUGGUGGUAGUUAA
Hibiscus syriacus is the source of this 1713-nucleotide messenger RNA. RefSeq names its product integrin-linked protein kinase 1-like. The coding region runs from base 1 to 1713 and encodes 570 amino acids. Gene Ontology annotation, biological process: protein phosphorylation. The transcript has 13 exons. Gene Ontology annotation, molecular function: protein kinase activity; ATP binding; protein binding. The record is from RefSeq and is a predicted model, not a curated record. NCBI's taxonomy places the organism in Eukaryota, Viridiplantae, Streptophyta, Magnoliopsida, Malvales, Malvaceae.